CAGAGAAGGUGCUGAGUAAGGAUGAGUGAGGUUCCUGCGCUGAAGUAUGUGGUGCUGGGCCCAGCUGAUCUAGACGACGUGAUGACUUUGCUUGCUAAGUAUUACUUCACCCGAGAAAGCCUAAGCAUAAUUGUUGGUGUUACCACACCCACGAAAUAUGAUGAAGAAGAUAUUAAACAAUGUCUGGAGUCUGGAGUGUCAGUGGGCAGCAGAGAACAAACAACGGGACGUCUGAUCGUUGUUUGUUUGAGUUACAUCAUCACUUCAAAGUCUUCAUGGUAUGAUGAUGAGGCCGCGUUCAGCACCCAAGCUGAGGUAAUAGCAAAUUUAUUGUUAUACACAAAUUAAUUACAAAGUAUCCUUGAAUGAGGAUCC
Molecule: messenger RNA, 375 nt
Organism: Cherax quadricarinatus
Lineage: Eukaryota; Metazoa; Arthropoda; Malacostraca; Decapoda; Parastacidae
Source: RefSeq, a predicted model, not a curated record